CCUUUAACAUUUUUCAAAACAAAGCUUCUAAGUGAAAAGGACACGACGUUACCAUGACAACGCAUGUAAACAUGUUAAUUAUUGACACUACCCCAUAAGGAAUUUUAGGACAGUUUGAAUUAGUAGAUUGACUGAUGUAAGAGAAGCACUGAAGGACAUAGAUUACUCCAGAAGAUGGCAGUAAUGCGACAAUAGGGAUACCAGCCAGCCAAACACUCACUGAAGAAGAAGACACGCUGACAAAUCUGAAAUCGGUUGCGGAGCUGCUGCCUGCAUCAUCCGAGCCACCGAGCCAGAGGAACCGACAACCAGCAGAACCGGAGGAACAAAAAUGGCGUUCACAUUCGCGGCCUUUUGUUACAUGCUCGCUCUGCUGCUCACGGCGGCGCUUAUCUUCUUCGCUAUCUGGCAUAUAAUAGCAUUUGAUGAGCUGAAGACUGAUUACAAGAAUCCUAUAGAUCAGUGUAACACUUUAAAUCCGACAAUUGAAAAGGUCAAAAAGAUUAAAAGAGUCAAAAUUGCAAUAAAGCUGGUCCUCCCAGAGUAUCUCAUCCAUUUCUUCUUCUGUGUGAUGUUCUUCUGUGCGGCCGAGUGGCUCACCCUCUGUCUCAACCUACCGCUGCUGGCUUAUCAUGUGUGGAGGUAUAUGAGCAGACCUGUGAUGAGCUGUCCAGGACUCUACGACCCAACAACCAUCAUGAAUGCUGACAUCCUGGCGUUCUGUCAAAAAGAAGGCUGGUGCAAACUGGCUUUCUACCUCCUGUCAUUCUUCUACUAUCUCUACGGGAUGAUUUAUGUUCUGGUGAGCUCUUAAACGGGACGAUGAAGGAAAAGGACCUGCAUGUACAGUAGACGACCAGACACUAUGAUCUUAGUGCUGGAACACUGGACCUGCUGGAGACCACCGUUCAGCAACACAAGACGCCAUUUCAAGCGGACGAACUCUCAACCCCCCCCUCCACAAACAGCGCAGAGCUUCAUUUCGGAAACAUUUAGCCCGUUUUAAAGAGAAUAUCUCGGUCGCAGCGUUCCUCUCAUAGCACUAUAGUUUAAAUUUUAUGGAAAAUGAGGACAAACCUGAAUGGACAAGUUUUUUGUUUUUUUAUUUUAACGGUGUGGUGAUUUUGAUGCUUGGGAUUUAAAUAAAGUUUUUUGUUUUUUUCCA
Messenger RNA from Sebastes umbrosus (honeycomb rockfish), 1165 nucleotides. It is a transcript of the gene cnih1, whose product is annotated as cornichon family AMPA receptor auxiliary protein 1. The transcript is spliced from 6 exons. Gene Ontology annotation, biological process: vesicle-mediated transport. The coding region runs from base 332 to 814 and encodes 160 amino acids. The record is from RefSeq and is a predicted model, not a curated record. Lineage: Eukaryota; Metazoa; Chordata; Actinopteri; Perciformes; Sebastidae.